GCAGAGCGGCCGCGGCGGCCAGAAGUUGCCGGUGCGGCGGGACGCGGGGCGCGGAGUUGGCGUGGGGCCUGCGCGCGGCGCCGGGACGAUUUGGGGGCCGCGGGGACAGCGGCGCUCAGGACGCCGGCGCCGGGAGCUCCGCGGCGGGUUCAAACUUCUGCUGAAUCAUAACCAUUCACCACUGAGCUAUGACAAGAGACGAAACAAAAGUUAAAGGAGCAAGCCUGUCAUAAGUGAGAAGCUUAUAAUCAAAGGGAGGACUGAAAAAACAGCUGAGCUGUAUUAGGCGACCACAGUCUGGACUGCAUUUCUUAACUGCUGAAUAACACAUCACAGGUGCAGGAUUAGUGCUGCCUACGGUGCUGGUCUUUCUAGUGGAACCCCUAGCAAUUCUGUGCCUCCUCCUCAUGUCUCAUCCCAGGGAACCUGGCAACGAUCUAUCAAGCGUACAGAAAUCAAAACAAAUUUACUUGAUAACAUGCUUUUGCGAAGUUCAGGAAAAUUAAAUGUGGGCACCAAGAAAGAGGAUGGUGAGAGUACAGCCCCCACCCCUCGUCCAAAGAUCUUGCGUUGCAAAUGCCACCACCAUUGUCCAGAAGACUCAGUCAACAAUAUUUGCAGCACAGAUGGAUAUUGCUUCACAAUGAUAGAAGAAGAUGACUCUGGGAUGCCUGUGGUCACUUCCGGAUGCCUAGGACUAGAAGGCUCAGAUUUUCAGUGCCGGGACACCCCCAUUCCUCAUCAGAGAAGAUCCAUUGAGUGCUGCACAGAGCGGAAUGAGUGUAAUAAAGACCUGCACCCUACGCUGCCUCCACUGAAAAGUAGAGAUUUUGUUGAUGGACCUAUACACCACAAGGCCUUACUUAUAUCUGUAACUGUCUGUAGUUUGCUCUUGGUCCUUAUUAUUUUAUUCUGUUACUUCAGGUAUAAAAGACAAGAAACCAGGCCUCGGUACAGCAUUGGGUUAGAACAGGACGAAACAUACAUUCCUCCUGGAGAAUCCCUGAGAGACUUAAUUGAGCAGUCUCAGAGCUCAGGAAGUGGAUCAGGCCUCCCUCUGCUGGUCCAAAGGACUAUAGCUAAGCAGAUUCAGAUGGUGAAACAGAUUGGAAAAGGUCGCUAUGGGGAAGUUUGGAUGGGAAAGUGGCGUGGCGAAAAGGUAGCUGUGAAAGUGUUCUUCACCACAGAGGAGGCCAGCUGGUUCCGAGAGACAGAAAUAUAUCAGACAGUGUUGAUGAGGCAUGAAAACAUUUUGGGGUUCAUUGCCGCAGAUAUCAAAGGGACAGGGUCUUGGACCCAGUUGUACCUAAUUACAGACUAUCACGAAAACGGUUCCCUCUAUGACUAUCUGAAGUCCACCACCCUAGAUACGAAAUCCAUGCUGAAGUUAGCCUAUUCCGCUGUCAGUGGCUUAUGUCAUUUACACACUGAAAUCUUUAGCACUCAAGGCAAACCGGCAAUCGCCCACCGCGAUCUGAAAAGUAAGAACAUCCUGGUGAAGAAAAACGGAACGUGCUGUAUAGCUGACCUGGGCCUGGCUGUUAAAUUUAUUAGUGAUACCAACGAAGUUGACAUACCGCCCAACACCCGAGUUGGCACCAAGCGCUAUAUGCCUCCAGAAGUGCUGGACGAGAGCUUAAAUAGAAAUCACUUUCAGUCUUACAUUAUGGCCGACAUGUACAGUUUUGGACUCAUCCUCUGGGAGGUUGCUAGGAGAUGUGUGUCAGGGGGUAUAGUGGAAGAAUACCAGCUUCCCUAUCAUGACCUAGUGCCCAGCGACCCCUCUUACGAGGACAUGAGAGAGAUCGUGUGCAUCAAGAAGCUACGUCCCUCAUUCCCCAACCGGUGGAGUAGUGAUGAGUGUCUGAGGCAGAUGGGAAAGCUCAUGAUGGAAUGCUGGGCCCACAAUCCCGCAUCACGACUGACCGCCCUGCGCGUCAAGAAAACGCUAGCCAAAAUGUCAGAAUCCCAGGACAUUAAACUCUGAUUUGAGCGGGGGGGGGGGGGGGGCGCGGGAAACAAGCAUCUCUGGAGAAAGCCAGUAGAUACUCUUCUGUUUGUGGGCAGAGCGAAAGAUGUUCCAGAAGCCUCCACAGUCCAAGCCUUGAACAUCACCCUGCUUCCCAGUGGGUUCACCCUCACCUCUCAGGGAGCAGCCUGGACAAAGAGAAGUUCCCAGAAACACGUUCUCAUCAUGUCUGUUUGUAGGAGGGAGACACCGCUUGGAUAACUUGUUCAAGAUAUGAUGCAUGUUGCUUUCUAAGAAAGCCCUGUUUUUUGGGAUUGCCUUUUUUUUUUUUUCAAAAGAUGCUUUAAUUUUGCCAAAAUAGAACAAAUAAUGUAGAUGUUUUAAAGUUUAUACUAUUAUAGUUUAAGUAAUAACAACAAACGGCCUUCCCAGAGAUUCUGCUGGAAGGUCAAUUUUAAAAUACCUUUCCCUUUAGUAUAAUUCUGCUGCACUCUGCAAACCAAGAGACAGUCUGCGAAGUUGGAGAACACAGAGUGGAACUCACCUGAAAACCUCCCCGCUUCUGCCUCCUCAGACCACUUUGGCCAGCCCUGAAUUAAGGGGCCGCCACAGCAAUGUGAAUGCACCCGGGUACACAUACCACCUGUCUGGGACCACAUGGGGCGACUCCUGCAGCUGACCCUCUGUAGCUUCAGACAAUACGGAACAAAUGAAGGUUUUAUGGGACUCGGUUAGAAGUAGUAGGUGUUGAUGCUGUUCUUCAGAACCACUCUGUGUUUCUGAUUCUUUUAAGGCAUUUCUGUCAUGGUAAAGUCCUUUCCUUUUCAUUAACCACAAAGGUGUUUUUAUGUGCCGAGAGCUGACCCGUGCGUGGUUUUGAUCUCUCAAAUGAAAGGAUCAAUAUUAAAUACAAUUGCCAUCAGUUUUGUUAGAAGCAAGCCUCUUUAAAAGAGAAUUUGCUCCUGUGUUGUAUGAAAAAUAUGUCCGUGAGGUAGCAGAUGAGGGUUGGGGGUGCAAAUGGUUUGUUUCUCACCUGUGCAGGAGAGGCUGCCUCAGAAGCACAAGGGGAAGUGUGCUUACCUUAUUUUGUAUAUAGAUAAAGACAGUUUCUUUUUGUUAUUGUCUGUCUCUUUUGUGUCUGAGCGAAGAGAAGGAGAGAAAGCAUGUCAGAUUAAUUUAACUGAAUUUUAAUUUAAAAAUAGAACUGUAACCUCCAGAGGGGACAACAGAAGAGGGCAAGUGGAGGGCACAAAAUAUUAUGGCUGCUGUGAUUUAUUAUUCUAAAAUAGGUAUGGAUCGAGCAUACACGCCCUGAAUGACCAUUUCACGUCUUAGGAGUGCUGACUCAGUUUAUUUUAUUUUCAUGCUGUUCCGUUCGCUUGCUAAUUAAUUUAUUUAUUUUUCUUCUCUGUGGCACUUGUGCAAAACAUCUCCUCACCUACUCGGUUCUGUGGGGUUUGAACUUUUGCAGAAUGUGACUCAAAUAUUGACAGGGCCGAUAUUCCUUAGCAACAGGAACAUAAAGCUUAAAAUUGUGCACACCCCCUCCACUGUGUUCGUCUACGUUUCUUUACUGUGGUUUCCUUUGUUUCUUCGCGAUUCUGCAGUGUUUAGUGAAGAACUGGGGAAGGGCUUCUCCUAGGUCUUUUUAAGCACGACGUUCCUUCCAGAAUACUCCAGGGGGCAGUGUUUUAUAACACAUUAUGACUGAAGGACGGAGGGUGUUUGAAAAUUUGACAGCUGCGUGAACAAUGAGAAAAUAUUCUCCUCAUUUCUGAAGUAGGCUUGCAGCUGGUGACUUGUUCAACCCAAAAACAUCUUAGAGCACAGAGUGGUUGUGAGCUGGGCUUACAGUUUGGGAGAACAUAGGGAGAGUGUUCUGAAUUCAGCGUUCUCUUCCCAGUGCUUGAGAGCCACAUUUUGUUUGUAACAAAGAAAAGAUUCUCUUGACCCUUGAAUAGGAACAAUGUUUGUUUUUCCCAGAUUAAAAACACUUGUUUCCAAAUAUAAUUGUAACCAGAAUGCUGCUUUUAAGUGAGAUUGAAAUUACCUGAAUAGCAACAUGCAGCUUCCAUUCCCUUGGGUCACAUUGUAUUCUGGUGAGAGUUUGGAAGGAAUGUGUGCCUAGAAUGAAGUGUGAUAAUCAUCUGAGCCUUGGACAGAAACUUCAGUGCCUCCAAAUUAGAUAAUCUACAAACAAAUAAGUAAACAUUGAUGCCCCUUAAGUGGGGACACGUUGUGUUUCUUGAUUUUCCCUAAAUUUAAGCAAGGUUGGGCUUACCUCUUAGAUAAAAAUGCGUGUUAGUUUCGGUAAACUUUUAUACAUAGGUAACUUCAAAUCAAACUACUUUGUGGGGAGGUGAUGAUUUGAAAGUAAACUAGAUUUUUAGAGGCAUGUUGGUUCCAGUGAAGAAUGGGAAGAAGUUAAAAUAGUAUCCAUAUUCCUUCUGUAUUACUUGUUUAGUUGUUUUGGGAAAAUCUAUAGCUUGCUUUCUAAUCCUCAACCUGAUUUACUCACUAGGAACAUUUAAAGAUUACUCUUGAUAUAUUUAAAAAGACCCAUUUAGUUAUUAGAGUCUUUCAGUGAGAUAGGAAUUUAUUUAUGAGUAGAUUUUUCUUUGUAUCUUACCCAAACCCACCUGACUUAGGGAAUACUAAACUGUUCUUAAAGAGACUACCUACUCACUUCCAAAUAAUACUUUUUGAUUUAUAAAUUUUUAGUAGCUCAGAAGUGAAUUUAUUAUUAUUUUUUUUUUUUUGGUUUUGUCUUUCAAUAUAAUAAGUGGGAACC
Molecule: messenger RNA, 4760 nt
Organism: Hyaena hyaena (striped hyena)
Lineage: Eukaryota; Metazoa; Chordata; Mammalia; Carnivora; Hyaenidae
Gene: BMPR1B
Product: bone morphogenetic protein receptor type 1B
Exons: 13
Coding region: 479-1987 (502 amino acids)
Biological process (GO): BMP signaling pathway; cellular response to growth factor stimulus; dorsal/ventral pattern formation
Cellular component (GO): signaling receptor complex; plasma membrane
Molecular function (GO): ATP binding; SMAD binding; transforming growth factor beta receptor activity, type I
Source: RefSeq, a predicted model, not a curated record